Syzygium oleosum is the source of this 928-nucleotide messenger RNA. RefSeq names its product superoxide dismutase [Cu-Zn], chloroplastic. The coding region runs from base 55 to 681 and encodes 208 amino acids. Gene Ontology annotation, biological process: removal of superoxide radicals. Lineage: Eukaryota; Viridiplantae; Streptophyta; Magnoliopsida; Myrtales; Myrtaceae. The transcript is spliced from 8 exons. Gene Ontology annotation, molecular function: superoxide dismutase activity; copper ion binding. The record is from RefSeq and is a predicted model, not a curated record.
GGACUACGUAGCGACUGUGAGAGCUCUCCCUUCGUUAUCUCCUCUCUUCUGGCGAUGAUGCAAGCUGCAGCGGCGGCCAUGGCCGCCCACGCCCUCCUCCUCUCUCCUCUCGGCAGCCCUCCGGCGCUCGUCACCGCCUUCAGCGGCGUCUCUCUCGGGCCGGCUCCCGCUUCCCUCGCCCUCUCCGCCGUCGCCCCCAAGCCCCUCACCGUCGCCGCCGCCAAGAAGGCCGUCGCCGUGCUGAAGGGCGCUUCCAGCGUGGAGGGCGUCGUCACCCUCACCCAGGAAGGCGAUGGCCCCACGACAGUCAAUGUUCGUGUCGCCGGGCUAACUCCCGGACCUCAUGGGUUCCACUUACAUGAGUAUGGGGACACAACCAAUGGAUGCAUCUCAACAGGACCACAUUUCAACCCAAACAAAAUGACACAUGGGGCUCCUGAAGAUGAAGUCCGUCAUGCGGGUGACCUGGGAAACAUAGUUGCCAAUGCCGAUGGUGUGGCAGAAGCAACAAUUGUUGAUACACAGAUACCACUGAGUGGUCCAAAUGCUGUAGUUGGAAGAGCUUUUGUUGUUCAUGAACUUGCGGACGACCUUGGAAAGGGUGGCCAUGAGCUGAGUCUAACCACUGGCAAUGCAGGCGGGAGAUUGGCAUGUGGUGUGGUGGGUUUGACUCCACUCUAAUCCUUCGCUUUCAGCGUUCUUGCUGUCCUCUGUGUGUUUACCUCCUUUCCUAGAGUGAUGUGUCAUUCCUUGUUCCAAGGGUGUAACAUGGCAUUGUGAAGACGACCCUAUCGUAUGGUUUUUGGUCUCGAUUGGUCGUGUAUGGCUACUAUGUGAUUUGUAGAUGUUGAAGUUUCCUAUUAAUCACGAAACAAUGGAUCUAAGUCGUGUCAUAUCAGGUGAAUGACAUUUGAUAUUGUUGUGUGAC